UGUGUGAGUGCAACAUGGUGUCAAUAUAAAUAAGCAUAUCCUUUUAUUGGCAGCAUAUGUUUCAUUAAAAAAGCAUCAAGCUCACUGAGGGAAAAUAUUCUAAAUGGGAAUAUGUGCUUUUGAGAACUAUUGUGCAUUAUUACAUAGAUUUAUUACACACACAAUGCAAUACCAAUAAUAAUAAUAAUAAUAGUAAUAAUAAUAAUAAUAAUAAUCCGGCUUACUUUACAAAUCAAAUGACAAACUUUUUCAAAUUCGGGGCCCUCAAAUUAUUAUUCGCAUCAUGCAGCUGCUUGGCCGGUGCUUCAGAAAGAGAGAGAGUGCAGGCUACGACCCAAACCACCAUCAAGGGUAAAUGUUCUCACGGCGCAAAUACUGUAUAUGGUGUGAAAUAACUGAAAUUAAACGAGUCCUUAUUUUCCUGAGGGACCCCUGGAGGGUCCCGGACUCCGUGUCUCCUUGUAGCAGAUGUAUGAGGAUGAGUGGCGGAGUUAGAGGGGAGGGUACAACAACACUCUCCUGCCCUCCCUUCGCCUUCCAUCCCCUCGCUCUUAUUGGCCUGUAGCACACGCUCCUCUGGGCCAAUCACCGAGGACAGAGCGCGCUCCAUCCGGUGUGUGCAGUAGCGGUGCAAGCAGAGCAUCGCCAGGCCAGCAGUGUCUGCUCAGUGGCUGCUGCUAUGGUGCGUGGAGCAUCGAGACGUUAGUGGUGAGAUUAACGUCCCGGUUUAGACUUAACGCCGAACAGAGUCGCGGAAGUAAACAAAAGGGGGACUUACGCAUUGGAGAAUAUGAACAAAGUGGACGCACCAUGUCGACCCGCCGCCUCUCUGAAAUUCACUAUUGAUAACAUCCUCAACCUGAAAACCAGCGGGAGGACCUGUGACAGUUGUCACCCCGCGGGACUGCAGGAUGACUCGGCCACGGCGAUGCGUAAAGACGGUUUCCAGAGCCACCUCGAGGAGCACGGAGCCCAGCAGAGACAGGAUCCGGACAGCAGGCUCAAAGAAAGUGAAUGUAGCACAGACUGCCACGGAGCAACGGACUCGGUGAUCAUCAGCCGCGGAGACCCGAUGAAGGCGACGGAGGUGCGCUUCGAGAGCGGGGACAGCAGCUGCGACGACAGCAGUUCCACCACCACGGCCACAGACCCCCACAAAGGAGGCAGCCCCGCCAAGAAAAACAAAAUGAUCACGAAAAAGAAAACGCGCACUAUUUUUUCCAAGAGACAGAUUUUCCAGUUGGAGUCUACCUUCGACAUGAAACGCUAUCUGAGCAGCGCAGAGCGCGCCUGCCUCGCCAGUUCUCUCCAGCUCACGGAGACCCAGGUGAAAAUAUGGUUUCAGAACCGCAGGAAUAAAUUGAAACGGCAAAUCUCGACUGAAAUCGACGGACCCGUUACCGAUUUCCCCGAGACUGGAAAGCCCGUGGUGGUGGGGCAGCUCCCGGCCUUGUACAAAGAGAGCAACCUGCUGGGGAGAUGCCUGCUGCCCAUGCCUCUGCCCGUGGUAUACCCGGGGAGUAGCACGCCUUACCUCUGCUUCUCAAACGCCAGCAAGUACUUCAGCCUGUAUGACGGGGACGUAUGAUGGUUUCACUAAUUCUCCACGUGAAAGAGACACUUUUUGGUGGUCUGUUGCCAAGUUUCAAGCAUUUAAGGUGUUUAGAUGGUGGGGCCGGACCUGCGUCCUAAACUGGUUAUGAAGACUGCAAGUAGCCUACAAUGACAGAGGAGUAGUUACAUAUCACAUAAAAAUAAGCCGAUUCGGUAUUAUUUAUUUUUCAGUCAAAUUUAUGGGUUUUAUAGGCCUAACACUAAACCUGCUAUAGUUACACAUAGCCGUUUAUAGAAAUAGCAGGCUAAGCUAAUGAUAGCCUGAGGGAGGCCUACAACAGCAUCAACCCCAACAUUUUAUUGUUUACAUAAUUCAUUAUUAUUAUUAUUAUUAUUAUCAUCAUCAUCAUCGACAACCGCAUUUCCAGCAGCCUAAGCCACCAAAGAAAUUACUAGGCUAUACUUUAGCUAUUUGCAUGCAUUUCCUGUAUCAUAAUGAAUUUUUUGAAUUACUGAAAUUAUCUAUGUAUUUAAAUGAAUGUAAUUAACAUUUUAUUUUAUGUUUCACGCAUGUCUAUUUUUUUUCUGAGUAUCCUACUAUGCUUACUUUAUUCCACGUUUGCCUAUAGGCUCAUUACACCAUUUACUGAAACUGUAAUUAAAACAUCUUCAUUCAAGAAAUAUUUUA
Thunnus maccoyii (southern bluefin tuna) is the source of this 2242-nucleotide messenger RNA. RefSeq names its product H6 family homeobox 4 (gene hmx4). The transcript is spliced from 2 exons. Gene Ontology annotation, molecular function: RNA polymerase II transcription regulatory region sequence-specific DNA binding; DNA-binding transcription factor activity, RNA polymerase II-specific. Bases 791 to 1588 code for a protein of 265 amino acids. Gene Ontology annotation, biological process: regulation of transcription by RNA polymerase II. Gene Ontology annotation, cellular component: nucleus. NCBI's taxonomy places the organism in Eukaryota, Metazoa, Chordata, Actinopteri, Scombriformes, Scombridae. The record is from RefSeq and is a predicted model, not a curated record.